AUGGUGGGUGGGCUCACGGUGGCCUCUGUGGUGGCCUGCGGCUCAGGGGCCGGCCCGCUGGCUACGGAGCCAGCAGCAGGUGGUGCAAAGGGCAGCAGCGGUGGGGCGGGACCCUGGCAGUGGCCAGCCACAGUGGUGGUGGAGGCAGGGGUGGUGGGUGGGGCUGUGAGACAUGCCACAGCUUUUAGUCAAGUGUGGCUCUGCUUCCAGAGGCGCAUGGCUGGCAGCUGGCGAACGGUAACCCGCAGGAGCCGCUCAAGGGAGCCGCGCUCGCUCUCUGGAGCCACGCUUGCAGGACUCGCAGCCCAGGAUGCGGCGCCAAAAGCUGAACCUGUGGUGCAGACAGUCCUCUCCUCCUAUCGCAGGCUCCAGGAGAUGGAGGCUGAAGGGCUGCCCCAGACCAGCGGCUGCUGUCCUGUGGCCCUGGGGAAGCUCCUGCCAGGCCUCUGCUUCCUCAGCUGCCUAGUGACCUACGCGUUGCUGGGUGCUGCGCUCUUCUCCGCGGUUGAGGGCAGCCGGGUCCAGGGGAUAAAUGAUGACCCUGAUUUCCAGAGGUUCCUGAAUGAGCUGUGCAGAGUCCUGAACUGCACCAAGGCAGCUUCGGAAGAUGAAAAACUGAAAGUGCUGGGACUUCUAAAGAAGGUGAAGCCUGAGCUGUGGGCCCAGAAGGCGGAAGACUGGAACUUCCUGAGUGCACUCUUUUUCUGCUGCACAGUGGUCAGCACGGUGGGUUAUGGCCACAUGUUCCCUGUCACAAGACUUGGCAGGUGCCUGUGCAUGCUAUACGCCCUCUUUGGCAUCCCCCUGAUGUUCCUGGUCCUCACAGACAUAGGUGACAUUGUGGCAACUGUUUUAUCCAAGUCUUACAAUCGGCUCCGAACACUCCCUUUCUUUCUCCAUUCUCCAUCCAAGUGGUGCCCCCUACUGCACUGCCAGAGAAAGCCUGACUCCAGACCUGCAGACGAAGCCAUGCCUCAGAUCGUGGUCAGUGACAGAGAGCUGCCUAGCCCCAAUCCUGGAAAGUGUCAUUCAGCCCCAGGCUGCAACACAGAACUGUUUGAAAGAUUGGUCACCAGACAGCAAGAGCACUUGCUGCAACCGCCCCCCUGCACCCUGGAAAGGAGCAGCUCAUGCCCUGAGCUGGGGCUGGGAAGGCUCUCCUACUCCAUCAUCAGCAACCUGGAUGAGGUGGGACAAGAAGUGGAGAGGCUGGACAUCCCCCUGCCCGUCAUUGCCCUUGUGAUCUUUGCCUAUAUUUCCUGUGCAGCUGCCAUCUUGCCCUGUUGGGAGACACAGAUGAACUUUGAGGAUGCCUUCUAUUUCUGUUUUGUCACACUGACCACCAUUGGAUUUGGGGACAUUGAGUUAGCUCACCCGCACUUCUUCUUGUUCUUCUCCAUUUACAUCAUCGUUGGGAUGGAGAUUGUGUGUAUUGCUUUCAAGUUGAUGCAAAACAGGAUCAUUGAGGUUUACAAAAAUCUCAUGCUGUUCUUUGCAAAAGGGAAGUUUUACCACUUUGUUAAAAAGUGA
Messenger RNA from Cavia porcellus (domestic guinea pig), 1530 nucleotides. It is a transcript of the gene Kcnk18, whose product is annotated as potassium two pore domain channel subfamily K member 18. Gene Ontology annotation, cellular component: plasma membrane. Bases 1 to 1530 code for a protein of 509 amino acids. NCBI's taxonomy places the organism in Eukaryota, Metazoa, Chordata, Mammalia, Rodentia, Caviidae. The transcript has 4 exons. The record is from RefSeq and is a predicted model, not a curated record. Gene Ontology annotation, biological process: stabilization of membrane potential; potassium ion transmembrane transport. Gene Ontology annotation, molecular function: potassium ion leak channel activity; outward rectifier potassium channel activity.